Messenger RNA from Cyclospora cayetanensis, 1602 nucleotides. RefSeq lists its product as uncharacterized. The record is from RefSeq and is a predicted model, not a curated record. The transcript has 5 exons. Bases 1 to 1602 code for a protein of 533 amino acids. NCBI's taxonomy places the organism in Eukaryota, Apicomplexa, Conoidasida, Eucoccidiorida, Eimeriidae.
AUGUGUGACUGCCGUGUUUUGCAGCCUGAGGGGCCUCUUGCGUUGCUGCAGGCUGCCGCCCUAUUCGAUUUGACGGCCAGACCUCGCACCCUCGUUCCCGAUGACAUAAGCGCGGCUGCAGCGGCUCUGUAUGAAAACCGUGACGCGCUGAAGAGGCCUUCUCUCGCCCCCGUUCUUGGAUUUCUUGCGGCUUCCCCCUUGCUCACCUCCCUCCCCGAUCCGUUGGGGAGCUUUCUUCUCUCGUUGGGGUCGUUGUCGCCGCUCCCGCUGGCUCGAGGGGGGGGAGCCUUUGCCAGGCAGUCUUCUUUGGACAUCUUGGAUCGGAUCAAGCGCCAAGGAGGCGCAGCCAAGGGCGACGUAUCGGAUAGGGGGGAUACGGAGAGAGGCGUGCCAGUCCAAAGGAGGAUUCAGCAGUAUUUGGAGCAGUGGAAGGCGCUCUCUGUGCAGCCCAGUGUGUGUGUAGGCAGCUGGGCUUUUGCAGACCUUGCCAUCGACUUGCAGUCCCUCGCAUCUCACAUGCAGCAGUGCGAAGCAGAAGGAGGGCACCUUCAGGAGAGGGCAGAGAGUAGUGCCGCUUCCCCCCCGCCUUCCCCUGCAGCGCAAGAGGAGCCAGCGCAAGAGGAGCCAGACGCAACCGACACCCUAGAGGAUGGGGGAAGGAGGCAAUUCUUCACUGCCUGCAGUCAGGGGGGCCCGGAUACCUCCCGCGUGCUACAGGCUGCCAACAUGCGCCAAGCACGAGCAGAAGCGGCGCACUCUCCUUCCCUGCCUAGCCCCUCCUGUUACACGUGGCGCACAGAUGACGGCCUACCCUCGGCAAGUCCGAAUAUCAACGCCGCGUCACAUUUGCUUGUGUGCGUUCUAUUAGAGUGCUUUGACUUCGUGGCGGCACCUCCCAACAGCCAACGCCUCGGCGUGCAUCGGAAGCGAGAGGCCCUCCUUUGCAGUCUAACGAAGGCAAGGCUCAACGCUCUUAGGCGGUGGGGGUGGGCAGUGAUCUGCAUCAGGGAGGCUGACUGGAGGGCUGCAGAGGCAAUGGACAGCGGAGGAGCACAGGCGCCACUUGAUUCUCAGGCACAUAGCCGAUUUGGCAAAAACAACGACGGGCUAGAGAAAGGGGUCAUUCGAGCACUCUUCUCACCGCCGUGCCCGCAGCGAGCUAGGAGGGUGAAUGGAUGGAUGAAACCCGCAGAGCAGAAGGUAUUUCAAGGGAGGGGAGAAAGCAUUUAUGGCGAAGUUGCACAGAGACACGCAGAGUUACGAGCGGGGGAGCGCCGAGAUCUCCCGCUGUCAUGUCUAGAAGGCAUCUGGAUGUCCGCAGCAGCUCUUCCUGCGUCCUUCUAUGAUUUAAAGGGUUCGAAAACGCAGGAUCAGUGGAAAAGAGGACCUUUUCCUGAGUGUGUGUCUCUUUAUUACGCCUCGGGGGUAGAGGCGGGGCGUGUGGGGCAGGCUGCGCCGUGGGAAGGGGCGGCGGGAGCUCGUGAUCGUGGGAGAGGGGGGGCGGCAUCAUCAAGGGGUUGCCGUUUGUGUCGUGAAGGAGACAGCGACUUCUCGGGUGGAAACGGGUGUGGCAGGCCGGUAGACGUGUGUAUGUUUGGAUAG